UCUACAAAAACUGCCAAUUGAUUGGAUACUUGUUGAAGCAGCCAUUUUUACCCCCUCCCCUUUCUUAUUGAUUUUGUAUAUAAAGAGAUUCAAAUUCCCAAGGUAUCGACCUUAUUUGUGUUUCCGAAAGAUGGCAGUCAUCAGUAUGAAAUUUGUGGUCACUACUUGCACCUUAAUGCUCGUCUGCAUGAAUCCCGCACAGUCGAAACCUUUCAGCACCAACAUCAACACAAACUACAACAACAACUACAAUACAAAUAUGAGUGCCAACUUCUUAAUAAGUUCGCUGUUGAAUUACAUUUUUAACCUGUUGGAAGUUCUUCAAAAAAAUGAGCAAUGCUCUGGCCAGUACACCAUUCCUGCCUUCCCACGGCCAGACGAAAUGCAUCCAAUGCUGCGACAACAUCCUCCUGCAGCUCUUCCCGAGUCAGAACCUCCCGCCUCGGCGGAUCCCGCAUUUGUCAAGGGUGAUUUCACUAUUCUCUACGAUUAUAUUUUCAACGACCUAAUCAAAAAUCGAAAAGACGGUAUAAACAAGGAUGACGGUUCGCCACAAGAUUUUAAAGAGGAUAUCGAGGCUGCCGUGGAAGCCUUCAGAGGACCAGCGACACCGCCGCUCCUUUCUCCAAUCCCUUUAGAUUCUUUUGGUUUAAGAACCAGCGGAGCUUCAAGCGGCUAAAAUGGAUUUUUUAAGAUCUUUUACAGAGGCUCAGACCCGUUCAGGAUAGACAUAAGAAUGUUCAAUCAAUUCCGGCUAUUGGUACAAUGGUUAAUGAUAAUCGUAAUUAUUAUUUUGAUACAAGUGCAUUUCCAAAUGU
Messenger RNA from Daphnia pulicaria, 818 nucleotides. RefSeq lists its product as uncharacterized. NCBI's taxonomy places the organism in Eukaryota, Metazoa, Arthropoda, Branchiopoda, Diplostraca, Daphniidae. Bases 131 to 679 code for a protein of 182 amino acids. The record is from RefSeq and is a predicted model, not a curated record. The transcript has 2 exons.